UUCAGGUUUCAACUGCUCAGUAUGGCGCCGGUGUGCAAGGUGCUGUUGGUCGUGCUGGCCUGCGUCGCGUACGUAGCUGUUCACGUUAACGCUGGUGUCAUCUUCAAGAAGAAUUCACCCAAGUCUGUUGAGCGUCUGCGAAGCUUGCGUCCGAACGAGCUGGCUGAAGAAUUGAGCGGCCAGUACGAAGGUGAUAUGGUGCUAACGGAAGAGCAGGAAAGGGCUGUGCUUGGUAACAGGCGCAACGGAUUGAUCGCCACCUCGUACCGAUGGAAGGACAACACCGUUUCCGUACAGAUCGUCGAAGAGGACUUCACGCCCGAGCAGGUUGAACACAUCCGCCGCGGUAUGCGGCUCCUGGAGUCCGUCAGUUGUCUGCGGUUUGUGCCGCGCACGGCUGCGGACACCAAUUAUGUGAAAGUUAUCGGUACCGAUUCUGGGUGCUACUCGUACGUCGGGCAGGUGGGUGGUGAGCAGUUGCUGAACCUGCAACCGUACGACGUCGAUACCGGAUGCUUCCGGUUGGCGACGAUUCAGCACGAGUUCCUGCACGCGCUCGGUUUCUACCACCAGCAGAGUGCCAGCGAUCGCGACGAUUUCGUCGACAUCGUUUGGGACAACAUUGAGGAGGGCAAGGAGCAUAACUUCAACAUUUACCCCAGUACGACGGUGACCGACUUUAACGUGCGUUACGACUACGGUAGCGUAAUGCACUACGGUGCAACGGCGUUCAGCAAGAACGGCAAGGACACGAUCGUGCCGAAGGAUCCGAAUGCCGUCAUUGGCCAGCGUGUUGGGUUGAGCGAGCGGGACAUCUCCAAGCUGAAUCACAUGUACGGUUGUUUGAAUAAAUCGUGAGUCUGCCACGACUACCUCGGCACGUACCGGUGCGGUCA
Anopheles aquasalis is the source of this 896-nucleotide messenger RNA. RefSeq names its product zinc metalloproteinase nas-13. Lineage: Eukaryota; Metazoa; Arthropoda; Insecta; Diptera; Culicidae. Gene Ontology annotation, molecular function: zinc ion binding; metalloendopeptidase activity. Gene Ontology annotation, biological process: proteolysis. The record is from RefSeq and is a predicted model, not a curated record.